UUCAAAUAGUAAAUGGGGAAGAAAUCGUCUCAUUUGAGUUGGUAGUCAACUCCGUUCCCUGUCGACGGACACUCUGAGUCUCACCGUAAGACUCACCAGGCGUCUCUGGCGUACCGACAGGUUUUGUGGUUGUUUUUGAAGCUUUAAAAACGCUAAAGACAAGCCCUGAGAAUGGCAGAGAAAGUCCUGGUCACAGGGGGAGGUGGCUAUGUUGGUAGCCACUGUGUGGUAGAGCUCAUUGAGGCAGGCUACUGUCCCGUUGUCGUCGAUAACUUCAGCAAUGCUGUACGAGGAGAAGGGGAUGUCCCGGAGAGCCUCCGCAGGAUAGAGAAUUUGCUGGGCAUCAGCAUUGAGUUCCAUGAACUAGACCUGUUGGACCGACCCGGCUUGGAAAAGAUCUUUAAAAAGCAUUCAUUCUUUGCUGUGAUGCAUUUUGCUGGUCUGAAGGCUGUUGGGGAGUCAGUGGAGAAGCCAUUGCACUACUACCGAGUCAACCUCACUGGGUCCAUGAACUUGCUAGAGGUGAUGCAGGCUCAUGGGGUGCGCAAUCUGGUCUUCAGCAGUUCAGCGACGGUGUAUGGAGACCCACAGCGUCUCCCCAUAGAUGAGCAGCACCCCGUGGGCGGCUGCACUAACCCAUACGGCAAGACCAAGUACUUCAUCGAGGAGAUGAUCGUGGACCAGUGUAAGGCUGAAAAGCAGGAUUGGAAUGCGGUUCUUCUGCGUUAUUUCAACCCAAUUGGAGCUCACUCCUCUGGCCUCAUAGGAGAAGACCCCCAGGGCAUCCCCAACAAUCUUCUGCCAUACAUCGCCCAAGUGGCCGUUGGGAGAAGAAAGUACCUCAAAGUAUUUGGGAAUGACUAUAAUACACUUGACGGGACAGGUGUGAGAGAUUAUAUCCACGUCGUAGACCUGGCCAAGGGCCAUAUUGCUGCUCUCAGGAUGUUUAAGGACAACUGUGGGUGCAAGGUGUAUAACCUAGGAACAGGGACGGGUUACUCUGUGCUCCAGAUGGUUAAAGCUAUGGAGAAGGCCUCAGGGAGAGAGAUCUCAUACCAGAUUGCCCCCCGGAGGGAAGGAGAUAUAGCGUCCUGCUAUGCUGACCCUCGCCUGGCUGAGAAGGAGCUGGGCUGGAAGGCCGACUUUGGAAUAGAGAAAAUGUGUGAAGACCUGUGGCGCUGGCAGUCCAAGAACCCCACUGGUUUUAACAACGGCACAGCCUCUUGAUACAAUUCCAGCCUUUUUUGGUUGAUAUCAUCAACUUCUACUUCAUCGGGCCAAAGCAAACCAUAGAGAUCCUCAUUUUUUAUCUAUAUAGUAUAUGUAUAUCACAAAUAAAAAGAGACCUUAAGACAUCUUGAACGCUCUACAUUUCACAACUUUUAAAUAUUUUCUUUCAAAACUGCCAGUUGAUCUUUCAAUCACUGCUUACAUGACAUGUUAGGUGUAACAUGUUAGAAUCUCCUCUGUGCGUGUGUGUGUGUGUGUGUGCGUGCGUGCGUGCGUGUGCGCCAUGUCAUUUUUCUGAUGGGCAUUUCUCUGUGAUCAUGUAUUGCUCUGUGAGCCAUAACAAGAGGACAGUAAGAAAUAAAUGAGUUUUC
Molecule: messenger RNA, 1601 nt
Organism: Lampris incognitus (smalleye Pacific opah)
Lineage: Eukaryota; Metazoa; Chordata; Actinopteri; Lampriformes; Lampridae
Gene: gale
Product: UDP-galactose-4-epimerase
Exons: 11
Coding region: 172-1227 (351 amino acids)
Biological process (GO): beta-D-galactose catabolic process via UDP-galactose, Leloir pathway
Cellular component (GO): cytosol
Molecular function (GO): UDP-glucose 4-epimerase activity
Source: RefSeq, a predicted model, not a curated record